AUGUCUUUCAGGCUGGACCCACGCGGCGACCUACUUCCACCCACAAUUCACCCCAGCUCGUACUAUUAUACCCACACCCAUACCCGGGGUACGUCUUUCGGACUCCUGAACAAAAAGCCGAAGAAGAAGCAGUGCUAUGACUGGAUCUUCUCAACAGCAUCCAAUGUCCACAUCGCAAUCGACCGCACCGCAUUCAAAGCCUACGCUGCUUUUAAAUCCUACGUCCUCACUGUGUCCGAUCAACGCCAAGUACCAGUUCGAGGCAUUGGAACAGUCGAACUAAAAUUGAGAGAGCCUGGAAGCCGGGACAACCACAAGAUCUUGUUAGAAGGGGUCUUGCACGUUCCCGACUGGAUCUGCAAUGUUUUCUCCGACAUCUAUUUCCUGCCUGCCUCCAAAUACGAGCACACGUGGACCGAGUUGGGCGUCAACUUCUGGGUGCGAGACAAAGAGAUCUUGAAGCCUUGGGGUUACACCGAGGAUUUCUGUGGUCUCGACCGGUUGGUGCUGUCCAAAGGCCAUCAAGGACGUAAUCCGAUGCUGGAAGAUCCCGACCGAGAAGUGUUUUCCGUCAGUCUGACAUGGCCGCAGAGUCAAAGGGAUAAAUGGGACAAAUGCGUGGCUGAAGGACCAAAGCUCGGAGCCGAACGUCUGGAGAAGACUUCGAAGAAGACCCAAGCCGACGAGGAGACCAAAGUCCAUAAAAGACAAGCCAAGAGCGCUUUGGUCGAGAGCACCAAAUGGAGGUUGGUCCCGGACGUCUCAAACAGCGAAAGAGGGAAAUCUGAGAGAAAGUCCGGCGAGGUCAGCGGCGCACCGAAGAUUCUCCCCCGGGCCUCCAGCUUGUUCGAUCCAGCCAAAGGAUCACGUGGUGGUUGA
Messenger RNA from Cladophialophora yegresii CBS 114405, 879 nucleotides. RefSeq lists its product as uncharacterized. The record is from RefSeq and is a predicted model, not a curated record. The transcript has a single exon. Lineage: Eukaryota; Fungi; Ascomycota; Eurotiomycetes; Chaetothyriales; Herpotrichiellaceae. Bases 1 to 879 code for a protein of 292 amino acids.